Oppiella nova is the source of this 375-nucleotide messenger RNA. Lineage: Eukaryota; Metazoa; Arthropoda; Arachnida; Sarcoptiformes; Oppiidae. The record is from the annotation of a GenBank genome assembly.
AGUUUAGACAUAUACGAGAGAUUAACAGUAGCCGACGCGCUAACACCGGUCCAGUUCAACGACGGCGACAUAAUUGUAAAACAGGGCGAAGCGGGCGAUGACUUUUACGUGAUAGAAGAGGGCACGGCUAUAGUAUUUCAACGCCGGUCGGCCGAUGAGCCGCAGGUGGAAGUGGGCCGACUCGGCCAAUCGGACUACUUCGGGGAGAUCGCACUACUGCUGGACAGACCCCGAGCGGCCACAGUGGUGGCCAAAGGGCCGCUGAAGUGCGUCAAGCUGGACAGGGCUCGGUUCGAGCGCCUGUUGGGUCCGUGCGCCGACAUCCUCAAGCGCAAUCUGGAGCACUACAACUCCUUAAUUUCACUCUCCGUUUAA